GGAGACCGGAUAUAGUGAAUGCAGGGUCCGGGGAGACCGGAUAUAGUGAAUGCAGGGUCCGGGGAGACCGGAUAUAGUGAAUGCAGGGUCCGGGGAGACCGGAUAUAGUGAAUGCAGGGUCCGGGGAGACCGGAUAUAGUGAUGCAGGGUCCGGGGAGACCUGAUAUAGUGAAUGCAGGGUCCGGGGAGACCGGAUAUAGUGAAUGCAGGGUCCGGGGAGACCGGAUAUAGUGAUGAAUGCAGGGUCCGGGGAGACCUGAUAUAGUGAAUGCAGGGUCCGGGGGGAGACCGGAUAUAGUGAAUGCAGGGUCCGGGGAGACCGGAUAUAGUGAUGCAGGGUCUGGGAAGACAGGGGGAAGUAACAGAGCAGCAGCCUGUGAGUCUCUGAUUGUGACAGUG
Molecule: messenger RNA, 399 nt
Organism: Staurois parvus
Lineage: Eukaryota; Metazoa; Chordata; Amphibia; Anura; Ranidae
Source: the annotation of a GenBank genome assembly